CUCGAGGUGUAUGAUGGCACAGCUGCUGCUGAAGUGAUAACCGUAACACCCGAUGAAAAACCUGCUGUUACUCCAAAAAGGGCUGCCACCAAAAAGUCUCGAGACGCCAACAAGAGGAAGAAAGGAGGAGAAAGUAGUUCGGAUGAUGAGGCGUACAGCGAGUACGAAAGUGAUUAUAGCGACGAGAUGCCUAACGGUAAGGCCGGGAAAGCGAAGGGCAAACGUGCCGGAAAAUCAGGUUCAGAGAAAAAGGGCAGCGGCCGUGGGAGGGGGCGCCCCCCAUCUGGGACGAAAAGAACAGAAGCUUCCGGAGGAAAAGGAACGGGCACGAGGGGAAGACCUAGGAAGUCGUGA
This is a messenger RNA of Striga asiatica, 354 nucleotides long. Lineage: Eukaryota; Viridiplantae; Streptophyta; Magnoliopsida; Lamiales; Orobanchaceae. The record is from the annotation of a GenBank genome assembly.